AUCAGGACAAUCAUCAUAGCUUGGUUCAGGGGCAUCCUGCAGCUUCUCCAGGAGUGUGACUUCAAGGGCUUCACGGCAUACAGGACAUUUGGGCUAUGAAAACAAGAGGUAAAGCCUUUGAUGACUAGACACAGCUAAUAAGCUUGAGGUCUAACACUCACCUGCUACCACUGAACGUUCUUGAGGUCUGGCCCAAGAGCAAUCAUGUCAAUUGUGACUGUGCAGCUUGGACAAUGUGGAAAUCAGAUCGGACUGUCUUUUUUCCAGACCCUCAUGUCUGACCUCGCCCACAGUACAGUGAGUUCCAAUCAGGAUUACAAGGAUGAAUGUCUUGAGAGAUUCUUCCAUCAAUCCCUUGAGGAAGGAUCCUCAAAGACCACACCCUCAGCCAGAGCUGUCAUGGUUGACAUGGAGAGCAAAGUCAUCCAGAAUACUGUUGCUACUGCGAAGAAGUCGGGCACCUGGCGGUAUCCAGACAAGCAACAGUUCUGCAGGAAGCGUGGGGCAGGGAAUAAUUGGGCAGAUGGGUUCUAUGGUCAUGGCUCGGUGGUGGAGGAGCAAGUUCUGGAGAUGGUUCAACGGGAGGUGGAGAAGUGUGACAGGUUUGGUGGCUUCCUGAGCCUGAUGAGUGUAGCAGGUGGUACAGGGUCUGGUGUAGGUACACGCAUCACGCAAUGCCUGAAAGACCGAUAUCCGCAGGCUUUGCUUAUGAACCAACUAGUGUGGCCGCACUGCAGCGGUGAGGUCAUCCUGCAGAACUACAACGCUGUCCUGUCCCUGGCUCAUCUCUAUGAAUGCGCCGAUGCCAUCAACAUCAUUCAUAAUGACCACAUGCGCAAGAUCUGCUCCAGCUUCAGCAGCACCGGAAGCUCAAACAGUGGGGUAUCUUUCACCGAUAUGAAUAAACUCAUCGCAGAGCACAUGGCUAUAUUGCUUCAACCUAGCCACCACAGCGGCAGAUCGUCCACAGUCUGUGACAUGAUGGGGACUUUGGUGUCACACCCUGACUAUAAGCUUCUCACCAUGUAUUGUGUGCCACAGACCUCUGAAGGAUCUCUUCCAUUCAGUACCUUUGCCUGGCCUGGUCUUAUGAAACGCCUCCAUCAGAUGGUCGUCAAUGCAUCAGUCAUGGAGGAAGGUCUUAACUGGCAAGUCAAGCCCGGUUCCACACAUAGCAACAAGUGCAUCAGCAAUCACCUCAUCCUCAGAGGAAAGGACUCCACCACAGCAGACAUUUCUCCUUUACGGAACAGCGCCCUCUACGUUGGCUGGAUCCCUUCCGACUUUGCCUUCACGUGUUCCCAUCAGUCGAGGCAGUUCCGAGCGUAUGAAAAGUCGGCCUGCCUGAUGAGCAAUGGAAGAACUGCAGUUGGGAGCCUGAACACGAUUGUAAGGAAGGCAUGGGACAUGUUCGCCAUGAGGGCAUAUGUGCAUUGGUAUGUCAGGCAUGGCAUGGAAGAAGAGAAGUUUAUUGACAGCUUCGCAAGUUUGGAACAGGUCCUUGACAACUACAAGCAGAUUUGAACCAAAUCUGAAGCCCAAUAAGGUGAUCAGCUUCGAGUGGUUUUACUUGCAAACUAUGACUCUGUACUUUUAAGACACUCCAAUGUGUACAAGUUUUUGUAAUAUGAUGACAAUCUAUAGAUCUUGUACUCCAUAUUUUUUUUUGGAAGCACUCUUUAUCAGACUGAAGAUUCUUCCAUCUCUUUGGUAUUUUUUUUGUCUGUUCAUCUUUCAUUUUUGUAUGUGUAGAACAAAGAAUGUAAGAUAUUCAAUGCAAUUACAUGUACC
Molecule: messenger RNA, 1791 nt
Organism: Strongylocentrotus purpuratus (purple sea urchin)
Lineage: Eukaryota; Metazoa; Echinodermata; Echinoidea; Camarodonta; Strongylocentrotidae
Gene: tubd1
Product: tubulin delta chain
Exons: 3
Coding region: 205-1524 (439 amino acids)
Biological process (GO): mitotic cell cycle; microtubule cytoskeleton organization
Cellular component (GO): microtubule; cytoplasm
Molecular function (GO): structural constituent of cytoskeleton; GTP binding
Source: RefSeq, a predicted model, not a curated record